Lacerta agilis (Sand lizard) is the source of this 1780-nucleotide messenger RNA. RefSeq names its product transformer 2 beta homolog (gene TRA2B). The transcript is spliced from 9 exons. Gene Ontology annotation, cellular component: spliceosomal complex. Gene Ontology annotation, biological process: positive regulation of mRNA splicing, via spliceosome. Bases 122 to 1102 code for a protein of 326 amino acids. The record is from RefSeq and is a predicted model, not a curated record. Gene Ontology annotation, molecular function: RNA binding. NCBI's taxonomy places the organism in Eukaryota, Metazoa, Chordata, Lepidosauria, Squamata, Lacertidae.
CUCGCUCCCGCACGGAGGCGGGGCUUCGGUGGCGUCGUCACUUCCUCUGCGGAGAAGGCUCGCGAACGGACGGUUUGGCUGUAGCAACCGCGGUCGGCGUCCAGCGCUCCGAGGCGGGAGGAUGAGCGACAGCGGGGAGCAGAACUACGGCGAGCGGGAGUCCCGUUCCGCUUCCAGAAGCGGAAGCGCUCACGGUUCCGGCAAGUCUCCAAGACACUCACCUGCUAGAUCUAGGUCCAAGGAAGGUUCAAGGCGAUCUAGGUCAAAGUCUAGAUCAAGAUCUGAAUCUCGAUCCAGAUCAAGGAGGAGUUCUCGCAGACAUUAUACGAGGUCACGUUCACGUUCUCGAUCCCAUAGGAGGUCAAGAAGCAGAUCUUACAGCCGCGACUAUCGUCGCCGACACAGUCACAGCCAUUCUCCUAUGUCUACUCGUCGGCGUCAUGUUGGCAACAGAGUAAGGCUGGGAUGGCAGCAGUUGACCAGAGAUAAUUCAGCUGUGUGUGUCUUUGGAGGUUCUAAAGUUUUCAAAUUACCCAGAAAUCAUGCAAAUCCCGACCCAAACUGUUGUCUUGGUGUGUUUGGAUUAAGCUUGUACACAACAGAAAGGGACCUGAGAGAGGUAUUCUCCAAAUAUGGCCCAAUUGCUGAUGUUUCUAUUGUAUAUGACCAGCAGUCCCGACGUUCUAGAGGAUUUGCCUUUGUGUACUUUGAAAGUGUUGAUGAUGCUAAGGAGGCCAAAGAACGCGCUAAUGGAAUGGAACUUGAUGGAAGAAGGAUCAGAGUUGAUUUCUCAAUAACAAAAAGGCCUCACACACCUACUCCUGGAAUUUAUAUGGGGAGACCUACAUAUGGAAGUUCCCGGCGGAGAGAUUACUAUGACAGAGGUUUUGAGAGAGGAGGCUAUGAUGACCGUGACUAUUAUAGCAGAUCAUACAGAGGAGGAGGCGGUGGUGGAGGUGGUGGCGGCGGAGGAGGAGGAGGGUGGCGAGGUGCCCAAGACAGGGAUCAGAUGUACAGGCGAAGAUCACCAUCUCCCUAUUACAGCAGGGGGGGCUACAGAUCUCGCUCCCGGUCUCGAUCCUAUUCACCUCGUCGCUAUUGAAUUGUGAAACAAAGAACUUUGUAGCUACAGACAGUGCAUUGAGAUUGCAGUCUUGUGGACAAUACUUUGUUGUUACUUUUGUUCAAGUCUAAUAGUGCCUAGUGAAUAGGUGACUUUUACACCUUUUAUGGAGACUACUUUUGGUGAAGUUUUAAAAUGCUGUUUCAUUCUGCAUAUUUGUGUAGUUUGUGCUUUGUUCAAAGUUAUGUUUUGAGAACAGUAUGUCUUCUGCAUGUGUUUUAGUCUGAACUUUGCAGAAGGGUUUCUAUUGUCCAAAGUUCUUCAUUCAGUUUUUUUGUUUUUUUACAGUUUCCAAGGUAUUUUGAAGAACAAAACCUGUGUAAUAUGCUUUGAAAUGGUGGCAUAAUAAAGUUUUUUUUUUAAACUUACUUUGAAGCCCAUAUCUCCUACUUAGCCAAAGUUUGAGUCGGAGAAAGAAUAAAACCUUUACCAAAUUCAGAGCCAUAUCCAAAAUUCUGUACCCCAAACCUUUCUCAAAUACUUUGUAUUACAGAAAGUAUGAAUAAAAAUCCACAUUGUAACUUGCUAUUUCUGUAAGUAGGUUAAGCUUUUCAUAUUAGCAGUUGUAAGUGCUGGAAACUUGUGAUAAGGAACGUGUAUUUUAUGAUAUAAAGGUGAUCUGGAAAUUUGGUUGUUAAAACAGUUUUCAAAACAGUC